UCUCUCUCACUGCAAAACUUUUCGUCUCACCACCGCUCCCCCUCCGCUCCGCUGUUCGAUCGAGAGAGAGACAGAGAGAGAGACAGAGAGAGCGAGGCGAGGGAGGAGGCCCCGGGCUGGCCACCUGCGGCGUCUGCGAAGCUUGGCUUCGACGCCGCGGCGCCCGCGGGCGAAUAACUACGCACGGAUUCCUCCCCGCGGUUCGACACCGAGCAGCUAUCUUCUCCUGAGGCGCCACGCGCGGGGGCUUCCUCGAGCGUCGCGUCGCGUAGGGUCACGGAUUCCGAGGAGUCGCCGGCGAUCCCAAAGCUGAGGUUCCACCGUAGCUAAUUUUGUAUACUAUUAUCUCCGAAGCUGUUCCGAUGGAAGUUGAGCUGCAGAACAUCCAUAAAGCUACUUCAAGUGAUUACUGGAGUUUAGCCAGCAACCAGUAUCCAUCUGGUAAAUUCCCCAAGGUCUCAGUUGGCAUCACGAUUCCAAGGGCAGGUUCUGUAUCAAGAGGCAGAGAUGCUGCUGCUACCCCUGCAUUUGAGACGAUCUUGUCUCAGGGAACUGAUGGAAGAUCCAGGCCACCUAAAGGUGAUAAUGCUUCCCUUCGGGUCUCACAAGAAGCUGCAAACCAUGACAGAUCCACUAAAGGGGCACCUGAAGAUGGCCCUGUUAUGAAGGUUUCUGUAUCACAACCUAAUGAUAAUACACGUGAACAAACAGGGACCUUUUCUUUUGGAACAAGAAGAGAACAAGGUAGCAACCUCGAUAAAUUUGAGACGCCAGAAUUUAUAAGUUCCCAAGGAAAGCAGAACUUGGUAUCCACAGAUAAAAGCAAGCCCAAUAGCGAGAUGCUCAGGAUGAAGCUGUGGGAGAUCCUUGGUGGCACUUCACAAAAGAAGCAGGCUGUUGCUUCAUCAACCCCUGAUGAUAUUGAGAUACCUGAUCAACCUAAAUGUCAAACUGCCAAUGGACCAUCUUCAGGCAACAAGCAGGUUUUCACUUCACCUGUUCCUGAUAACAUCAAGACACCAGAUCCGCUGAGUCGUCAAACGGUGAACUUUACAAAGUGUAAACCGUCCUCUGAUCCAAUUGAGUCAGAUUCUGAUAGUCCAAAGGUUGUUGAAAUAAGGCCUGUUACACGCUCCUUGGGACGCAAGAAAGCACCUGCAGCAUCCAAGCAGCAGAGCCGAAGUGCAAAGAAACCAUUAUCUACCUUUUGCUCUGCACCCAAGCAGAAAAUGCUGGACAAUGUGUUUGCCUUCAAUGAGAAAUGCACACCUAAAACAGUAGUAAAACAUGCAAUUGGUGACUCAGGCAGCUUCAGAAAUCUCAGAAGCUCAAAUAGGAAGGCUAAAGUUGAGGUUCAGAAGAUACAUUAUUCAGACAGAAUUUCUGAUAAGACCACGCAGGAUGACAGGGAAGGAAAUCUAUCUUCUAGAAAUGCACCAUCAGAGAAGAAGGGACAGAAGGAUACCUCCUUUUCUUCUUUGUCCCGAACUGGAAAAACUGCUGAGAGCUGUUCUAGAAGCCCUAAAAGGGGGAGAAGACUGAAUGUGGUGGCUAAGGUUGGGCCCGGGAAGAUGCAGUUUUCAGAAAAUUUAUUGGCCAAGACACUGAAUGAUGGACACAAUAAGCUCUCUUCUCCUCGGAAGACAUCAUUGAAGAGCAAGGCAAAUGAUUCUUUUUCGUCACCACAUCAGAGGGAGAAUAAUGAUUUCAACAUCCCGGAAAAUUCAGACAGAAGCCCUCAUGCACAUAGAGCAACACAAAAUAAUUUCAACUCUAAACUAUCUGAUGCCGCUAAUCCAUCACCCGAGCCUAAAAUGUACGCAUGCUAUCAUGAUGCAAGUACUGAGAUAAAUGGUGAAUUUGGGCAGAAGGUUGCCAGUCCAUGGGCAGACAGAUUCAGAGACACCCCAGAUUAUUUUGUUAGCCCUACUCUUGCAGCUAAUGUAAAUAUAUCUCCCCAAAUAAGUAAAGGGAUAGAUGAGGACCUACACACCUCCAAGUAUCCAAAAACUACGGACAGGUCCAGAUCAAGUUCUCUUGCCACAGAUCCAGAAUCUGAGCCAUUGGAUGAAAUGGAUAAAACCAAUGAGUUACCUGGUAAUGAAUCUCCUGAUGCUGCAGAAGAAAGAGAGAACAGUAAGCAACCAUGUCUUUCACCCCUUUCUCCAACUGAAGAUGAAGGGGCUAAAAGUUCCAAUCCAAGCUUUGCAAAAGGAUAUAAAUCUCACAAAUGGCUUUCAGAUAUCGACAGUCUUGAUAAAUCUCCUCUUGAACAUGUGGGUAGGAAAUCAAAUCUAAAAGAGGAUAGCAUGAGCAAAAGACGCUUAUCUUCACCUGCUCCUUUUGCCACUUCUGGAACACAAGAAACUAUAAUUUCCUACAAAGAACAAGAGCAAUGCCAAGAAAACUACCUAACCAGGGCUUUUGAUCAGUUGGUAGUGGUGCUGGGAAGGUUCCAAACCAAGAUCAAGUCUGAAACAAGCAAGAAAAGUUCUGAGAUACUUGCAGCUACUGGAGAGAUAAUACGCCAGCACCUUGUGGGGAUUGAGGUGCAGAUGCAGGCUGAUGUGGACAAGCUGGUCAAUGCAGGAAAAUCUAAAAGAAAACGCGUAGAAUCAACAUUUGAAGAGCAACAAGAAAAGUUAAGGAUUCUUCACGAGAAGUUCAAGGAGGAGGUCAACAAUCAGUUGCUGCAUUGUAGGAAGUCUGUUGAGGAUUUUGAAUCCUACCAUGCAGAACUUAAGGGAGUAGCUGACAAGCAAAAAUCAUCCCACAAGAAGCUCCUAGUAAAUGCUGAGAAAACAAUAGGCAAUCAGCUCAAUGAUGCAGAAACCAAAAUUGCCGAGGUUCAGCAGAGAGCGCGGAAGAGGAUGAACGGCCUGAAAUACGUGCUCAAGGAGCUCAUUGCAGAAUCCGCAGAUUGACUUCUACUGUUCUAUUUACAAAGAGUACAGGAGAGCCGUAUCAGAAUACACGUAGGUUUUGUUAGAAGUUGAAUUUCGCUAAGACGGUUUUAGUUUCAGGUAUAUCUGUAGCGUCAGUUUUUUUGGGUCCUACCUUUAAAGAGUUUUCCUUCACCUGACUGAUGUGUACUUGUUGCACCGGUAGCAACAGUGGCUAACUUACCAUCCGAAAAACCACCAUAUGUAGCGUUUUGCAGUGGCAGUGGCAUGGCACACGAACCAGGAAGCACUUAGCUCUUUGUGUAUUGUUACCCUUAACUCUUUCUAAACUUGUUGAAUGCUCGAACAGUAGAGAUGCAGUGUUAUUGCUUGUGGA
Molecule: messenger RNA, 3279 nt
Organism: Phragmites australis (common reed)
Lineage: Eukaryota; Viridiplantae; Streptophyta; Magnoliopsida; Poales; Poaceae
Product: meiosis-specific protein PAIR3-like
Exons: 12
Coding region: 363-2924 (853 amino acids)
Biological process (GO): meiotic cell cycle
Source: RefSeq, a predicted model, not a curated record